CGAGAUCAUAGAGGCCGGCGUCGAUGGACGGCCGGACGAGGAGCGGGAAGCGGAGGAGAAGGAAAAUGCCAUGGACGUGGAUCAGGAAAUCUUCAUUCCCGGACGAAGUAAACUGUCCGCCGGACAGACGUUACAAGCGGAUCCUUCGACAUAUCAUAUGCUCCACAGCCUCCAAGCACCAUGGCCAUGCCUGUCCUGCGACAUUGUCAAAGACCAGUUAGGCGACAACCGCAAGACGUAUCCCGCCACGAUCUACGCCGUUGCCGGCACGCAGGCUGCCCAGGGACGCGAGAAGGAGAACCAGCUCCUCGUCAUGAAGCUGAGCAGUCUCUCCCGCAUGGACAACGCCGAAGAAUCCGACGAAGAGUCCGACGAGGACGAAGACGCCGACCCGAUCCUGGAAACCAAAUCCAUCCCGCUCAACUCCUGCACCAACCGCAUCCGCACCUACCAACCCCCGCUCUCCUCCGCCGCCCACCCGCUGACCACCCUGACCGCCUCCAUGAUGGAGUCCGGCGAAGUCCUGAUCCACGAUGUCACCCCCCAUCUCACCUCCUUCGACACCCCCGGCGCCACCAUCACCCCAAAACAGAACAAGCCCGUCUCCACCAUCCGCGCGCACGCCGGCGUCGAAGGCUUCGCCAUCGACUGGGCCCCCUCGAACGUCUACCCCACGGGGAAGCUCCUUACCGGCGACCUGUCCGGGAAGAUCUUCUGCACGACGCGCACCGACGGCGGCGGUCUGGCAACCGACACCACGCCGUACACUGGCCACGGGGGCUCGGUGGAAGAGCUCCAGUGGUCGCCAUCCGAGAAGAACGUGUUCGCAUCCGGCGGCGACGACGGGACCGUCCGCGUCUGGGAUCUGCGCAGCAAGUCGCGCAAACCUGUCGUCACCGUGCAGGCCAGCGCGACCGACGUCAACGUGCUGAGCUGGUCGCGUCUGACGACGCAUCUGCUGGCGUCGGGCCACGAGGACGGGAGCUGGAGCGUGUGGGACCUGCGGCAGUGGAAGCCGACCGCGGGAUCGUCGGGGUCCGGGAGCGAUCCGCUGCGGCCGACGCCGGUGGCCGGGUUUUCGUUCCAUAAGGAGCAGAUUACGUGUUUGGAAUGGCAUCCGACCGACGAUAGCAUCAUGCUGGUGGGUUCUGGUGACAACACCCUCACGCUGUGGGAUUUGGCGGUGGAGUUCGACGAUGAGGAAAGCAAGGAUACGGGCGGGGUCCAGGACGUGCCGCCGCAGUUGUUGUUCGUGCAUUACAUGGACGAGGUCAAAGAGGGCCAUUGGCAUCCGCAAAUCCCCGGGGUGGUGUUGGCGACGGGAAACAGUGGAUUUGGGUAAGUGAUCAUCUGCUCGUUGUCACGAUAGGAUACUAACUUCAGGCGUCUAGGGCUUUCAAGACCAUUAGCGUAUAAACAGGAUGAUGCAGGAUGAUACCCAGAGCACUUCAGCCUAUGUAGCUUUGCCAAUACGACACAUCAUGCCAAUCGUUGUACCUGCUCGGAAUCUUUGAGUGACACUGCGGUGUCGUAUGACAAUCUUGACUCCGGAUGCCUUAUAGAGUCCCAGAAAACGCCCAACGUGAGAAUGAUCGGGUAUCGCUGUCCCUCCCCAUACGCCAUGUAAAUGAACGGUACUCCUCCCCGUCCCAACCU
Messenger RNA from Eremomyces bilateralis CBS 781.70, 1656 nucleotides. Its product is annotated as glutamate-rich WD repeat-containing protein-like protein 1. The coding region runs from base 71 to 1342 and encodes 423 amino acids. Gene Ontology annotation, molecular function: protein binding. NCBI's taxonomy places the organism in Eukaryota, Fungi, Ascomycota, Dothideomycetes, Eremomycetales, Eremomycetaceae. The transcript has 2 exons. The record is from RefSeq and is a predicted model, not a curated record.